UUCACAUUUGUAAUCAUGCAUAAAAUCUUCACACAGUUUUAUUUACUUUCACAGGAUAUUUGGAGACCUAAAGUUGAACAGAGAGACAGAGAAUGGACAGAAGAUGAGAGAAAGAAAAUGGAAGAAUCUGUUCUAUAUAUUGAUGAGUUUAGACUCAUUGGUCCCAGUAAUACAGAGAUGUAUAAUCGCUCUGCUGUCACUCUCUCAUGUCGUCUGUCUCCUAAAAUCAGUGCUGUUGACUUGGAGAUCCGGUGGUUUAAGGAGACAGACUGUGUUUGUGUUUAUAAGAACAGUAAGGUGACAGAGGGGAGAGGUUAUGAGGGCAGAGUGAGUCUGUUCACUCAGGAGCUGGAGAGAGGAAACGUCUCCUUACAGCUGAGAGACUGUAAACGGUCAGAUGAUGGAGAUUACCUCUGUCAGGUCACUGAUGGAGACAGAACAGAAGAGAUUACAGUAUGUAUGUUGGAUAUUUGGAGACGUGAGUAUAAACCCCUUUUCUGUGCUAGUGAUGUCUUGAUGCUGCAUGAAUAAUAUAUUUAUUGUUCAGAUGAAAUAGAUUAGACUGUGCUGUGUGUUCAGAGUGCAAUAGCACAUAGAUAUCUGAGCAUCAUGAGCAUAGUGUAGUGAACACAACAGACUGU
This is a messenger RNA of Tachysurus fulvidraco (yellow catfish), 641 nucleotides long. RefSeq names its product butyrophilin-like protein 2. Bases 16 to 531 code for a protein of 171 amino acids. Lineage: Eukaryota; Metazoa; Chordata; Actinopteri; Siluriformes; Bagridae. The transcript has 6 exons. The record is from RefSeq and is a predicted model, not a curated record.